ACUAGCGGCACCGCUACAACCGCUUUAAAGACUGACCGGAAGCGGUUAUAAACACGUCACUUCCGUCCGCCAUAUCAAAAAGGUGCACGGGAGGCGGACGGCGGGCCGGGUCAGGCGUGUUUCGGCUUGCGAGGACGCAAAAAAACGUGAACACAAUAAGCCAAAUUUUUUCGACGGUCGCUUGUUCUCCGAGUGGUAACACGGAACGAUGACAGAAUGGAUUGCGCAAGACACAGGACGCCGCCGAGGCUACUCGAAACGCUGCUCACUGCGGUGACAUUGAGCGAUUCGCACCCCCGCAGACGGCUAUUUCCGCCGGCUCAACUCCUCGUCGUCUGCUAUUCCACGCCGCCGCCGCUCUGCGCAACUCCAGUCGCCGUCUUCCAAAGCUGUCUUGUCACCGAGCAGGACCAAGGACAAGACCCAAAACGCCAUCGCUAACCCAUUGGGCUUUCUGGCUCCAAAAUGGAGGGCAGUAUGGUUGGCCGACUCGAGAGCUGGUUCUGGAAGGAGAGCUUCUGGCUGCCCGGCAAUGUGACCUGGGCCAUCAUGGCCGGCGACGCUGAAGCCGGCGGCCCCAAGAACGCCCAGUUCAGAGACCUCUACUUCAGCGUCUUCGUCGCUCUGGCGCUUCUGGUCAUUCGCUACACGCUCGAAAGGACAGUGUUCCGACGGCUCGGAGUGCUGCUAGGAAUCAAAGAGCGCGGCGCGGACGCACAUCGGUCCGAGGACGUGAAGAUCUUCACCAAGGCCCUCACCACUAACGGCCACAUGAACCACACGCAGACGACCCGUCUCGCCAAGGAACUCAACAUGACGGAACGCAACGUCCAGCUGUGGAUCCAUCGACGCGCCAUCCAGGAGAAAAAACUCGCCAAGUUUACCGAGACGGCCUGGAGGUUCGUCUUCUACGCGAGCGUCUUCGUCUACGGCAUCUACGUCCUGUGGGACAAGCCCUGGCUGUGGGACACGCUGCACUGCUGGUACGACUUCCCUCACCAUCCCAUCGCCAACGAGACAUGGUGGUACUACAUGGUAGAGCUGGGCUUCUACGUCUCCUGCACGCUGUCCCACUUCGUGAACACCAAGCGCAAGGACUUCUGGCAGAUGUUUAUUCACCACAUCGUCACCAUCUUCCUCCUCUGCCUGUCCUGGAUCAUGAACCUGCACCGCGUCGGCAGCCUGGUUCUGAUCGUCCACGACUUCGCGGACGUGCCGCUCGAGUUCGCCAGGAUGGCCAGGUACGCUACCUGGCUGCGGCUUGCGAACGCUCUCUUCGCCGUCUUCACCGUUUCCUGGAUCGUGUCUCGGGUGGGGCUGUACCCUUACCGCGUGGUCUACAGCGUGGUGGUCGACGCUCCGCGGAUAGUGGGCAUGGCGCCCAUCUACUAUAUCUUCGCUUCCCUGUUGAUGGCCCUGCAACUGAUGCACAUCAUCUGGACAUGGAUGAUCCUUCGUGCCGCCCUGCAGGCCAUCACGCACAAGGGCGUUGAGGAACUGGGCAGUGCCGACGAGUCUACGGACGAAGAGGACCAACCUGCCAUCGUGUCGAACGGCUCCCACAAAGCCGCAGACGGCAAGGGGCUCAGGCCCAAGAACCGCAAGGCUGACUGAGCAGGCAGCGUGGCGAGGCUCAAGUGUUUUGACGAGUGCAAUUUCUUAUUUGUUGUCGAGAAGCGUGGGGGUCUAACUAACGGGUUUCGUCGUCUCCGGUCAGGCGGGCAAGUAUGCAAGACCUGAACUGACGUAGUCUCACUCAAGAGUGGCGCCACAAAGAAGGAAGGGUCUCAACAAGGAAAUCUGGGUCUCAGACUUACCGUGUCGUCGCCGUGGACGUGGAUCGCAAGAUCAGCCAUGGACUGUGCAAGACAACCCUUCCGUUGACGUGCGUUGCAGUGAAAAAGUUAUAGCAAAAGAAAACAGGCCGAAAUAGUGCGGUAUUAAAAUGUGAGUUAAUAGAGGGAGUUGAUAGGCCCAAAUAGGCAUAGUCAGCGCCAUCUUCCCCGUCGGAAAUGGAUAUGCAACAAUAGGAACGCCACAGCUAUGCAGCAUUAUCGUGUGAAACGGACAGAUAGGUCAAACGCAGGUCCUCAGAAUGUAUGAUAAUAGGUAUGUUCUUUUUUUAAUUACAUAGCAAUUAGCGUCGUUUCAAGAGGCUACGUGUUUGUUGAUCUCAGAAUACAGAACUUUAUAUUAUA
Messenger RNA from Ixodes scapularis (black-legged tick), 2198 nucleotides. RefSeq names its product ceramide synthase 5. The record is from RefSeq and is a predicted model, not a curated record. Gene Ontology annotation, cellular component: membrane. The coding region runs from base 466 to 1614 and encodes 382 amino acids. Gene Ontology annotation, molecular function: sphingosine N-acyltransferase activity. Gene Ontology annotation, biological process: ceramide biosynthetic process. The transcript has 2 exons. Lineage: Eukaryota; Metazoa; Arthropoda; Arachnida; Ixodida; Ixodidae.